Parasteatoda tepidariorum (common house spider) is the source of this 6310-nucleotide messenger RNA. NCBI's taxonomy places the organism in Eukaryota, Metazoa, Arthropoda, Arachnida, Araneae, Theridiidae. The record is from RefSeq and is a predicted model, not a curated record.
UUUUAAUUUCACAGUGCAGCUGUAAUCGCAAAAUGUCUCUUAUAAGAGAUUAACCUACCCAUUCCCCUGAACUCGUAUGUUCGGACGCUUAAAAUGUGGUCCGUGCUACUGUUAGCUAUAUGUUCAUCUUUGAACGGGGAUUUUAGGCCAUCGGAUUGUAAGAUUAUUUGCCCCAAAAAUGAAGUAUAUACAAAGGUACCUAAGCCGUGUAAUACCUGCGAUCAUUUGCUAGGAAAUGUUCCAUGUAUAGAUAAAAAAUGUGGAGAUCCAAGCUGUCAGUGUAAGCCAGGACUUUACAGGAACCACAAAGGAAAAUGUGUAACAAAGCGACAAUGUUUAGAAACUUCAGAACCUGAAUUUUGUGGCUGCGAUAGAGGUGAAGUCUAUCUCAAGUGUGGCUGCGAGAGGAACUGUGAUAACAAAUUAGUGCCUAAAAGCUGUGCGUAUGAAUGCGUUAGCGGUUGUUUUUGCAAAAAACCCCUAGUAAGAGAUGCAGCGGGAAAAUGCGUCAAACUGGAGAGCUGCAUUGCAGGAAUUGAACAGUCUUCACAAGAAUCUGCAGUUUGGUCAAUAAUAUAUGAUGAAGAUGAUGAAGAACGUAAUCAGUCAUCAAGAAGGUCUUCGCAUAAGCCACAUGGAAGAGGGAAAGGUCACUUUUCAAGGAAAUCUUCAUCGAGAUCCUCCGAGUAUGACGAAAAUGAUGAAGAGCUCAAUCAAUCAUCAAGGAGGUCUUCACAAUGGGUAUCAGAACAAAGACGGGGAAAUGGCCGAUCUUCAUCGUCUGAAGAAUAUGAUGAGGAUGAGGAAGAAAGUGACCAAUCAUCAAGAAGGUCUUCACAUAGGUCAUCAAGGCACGAAAAAGAUAGUUCUGAAGAAGAUGAUGAAUCAUCAACAAGGUCUUCUGGUAAAGGAAAAAAAUGUGGUAAAAAUGAAGUCAUCGUGGCAUGUGUCAAGCCAAAAUGGUGUAAUUCAUGUGAAAUCAAAGGCAGAUGUAAACUGAUCUCAGGAAGUUGUAAAAAAGGGUGUGAUUGUAAGAAAGGAUUUUACAGAGAUAGUUCUGAAAGAUGUAUUCGUGAAUCAAAAUGCCCCUCAAAUUCCCCACCACCAACGUGCCCUUUACCUUCUUGCGAUGAGGAAGGAUGCGAAAUAAAUUAUGAUGCAAAGCCAUGUCCCACUUGCGAAUGCGUAGGAAAGCCAAUUGUGCGUUGCAGCGUUCCAAAAUGUGAUGUAGAUUGUGAAAUAAAUUACGAGACAAAACCAUGUCCAUCUUGCGACUGCAAAAAAACAGUUCCAGUACCAACGUGUGCUCUACCUGUUUGCAAUGAGCCAGGAUGCAAAUUAAAUUAUGAUACAAAGCCAUGUCCCACUUGCGAAUGCUUAGGAAAACCUCCGGUCAUCUGCAACAUCCCAAAAUGUGACGUUGAUUGUGAAAUAAAUUACGAGACAAAACCAUGUCCAUCUUGCGAUUGCAAAAAUACAGGAGGUGCACCGCCAGUAUCGUGUUCUCCACCUAAAUGCGAUAAGCCAGGAUGCAGAAUAAAUUAUAAAACUAAACCAUGUCCUAGUUGUGAAUGUAGAGGAGUGUCCUGCACCUUGCCAAAAUGUGACGGCCCUGGUUGUGAACUAGAUUACGAGACUGAACCAUGUCCAUCCUGCAAAUGUGAAAUUUCAGGUGCACCACCAAUAUUGUGUUCUCCACCUAAAUGCGAUAAGCCAGGAUGCAGAAUAAAUUCUGAAACAAAGCCAUGUCCUAGUUGUGAAUGCAACGAAGUGUCCUGCAGCAUGCCAAUAUGUGACGGCCCUGGUUGUGAAAUAGAUUACGAUACUAAACCAUGUCCAUCCUGUAAAUGCGAAAACUCAAGCCCACCUAGUGAAGAAUGUGGCAAAGAUGAAGAAUUCUAUGAAUGUAGGCCAACUUGUAAGAAUACCUGCGAGAAUUACAAAGCUAAAGCGCCCAUUUGUCCCCUCAUUUGCAUCAAAGGAUGCGCCUGCAAAAAGGGACUCGUUAAAAGGAAUGAUGGGAAAUGUGUAAAACCUGAUAAAUGUGACAAAAUUCCAGGUAAUACACCACAUACUUGUAGCAAGAAUGAAGUGUACAAAAAAUGUGGCACAGCUUGUCCCGAAACUUGUGCUAAGCGAGGAAUUCGACCAUGUACUAAGCAGUGUGUACCUGGUUGUUUCUGUCGAGAUGGCUUUGUGCGAAACAGUGAAAAUAAAUGUGUUAAUCCAGAAAAAUGUCCAAAAGAUAAGUGUCCUCCUAAUGAACAAUACUCAGACUGUGCAAAUCCGUGCAAUGAUUGCCAAAUUAAAGGGAAAUGUAACUUUCUGGUAUGCAACAAGGGAUGUGACUGUAUCAAGGGACACUAUAGAGACGAAAGCGGUAAAUGUAUUCCGGAAGCUUUAUGCCCACCCAAAAGUCCGUCAGAAUGCGCUCCAGAUGAACAGCUUUACGAUUGUGUUCCUAGUUGUUCCAGAACUUGCGAAAAAGUUUUGUCAAAAGUUAAGAUUUAUUGUAGUCAAUUGUGCAAGCCAGGAUGCUUUUGUAAGGAAGGACUUGUGAAGGGCUACGAUGGAAAAUGCGUACGACCUCAGGAAUGCACAGUUAUUAGUGUACCACCACCAGAGAAUUGCGGUAAAGACGAGGUCUAUAAUGAAUGCGGCUCUGCGUGCCCUCCAACGUGUUCCAAUUUAGGAAAAGAUCAAGUUUGUACAUUACAAUGUGUCCAAGGUUGUUUCUGUCGAAAGGGAUUAGUCAGAAAUGACCAGGGUGAAUGUGUACAGCCAGAUCAGUGUCCAAAAUCUCUUCCGAUUCAAGAAUGUAAAAAAGGUGAAGAAUAUUAUGAAUGUAUACCAACUUGUAAAAACACUUGUGAGAACUACCAGGCAGAAAACCUAAUCUGUCCUCGUAUUUGCAUCAAAGGAUGUGCAUGCAGAGCUGGACUUGUUAAGCGAAAGGAUGGAAAAUGCGUCACACCUGAGAAAUGUGACAACACUCCAGCUCUUCCAAAUCAGGAAUGUAAAAAAGGUGAAGAACAUUAUGAAUGUAUACCAACUUGUAAAAACACUUGUGAGAACUACCAGGCAGAAAACCCAAUCUGUCCUCGUAUUUGCAUCAAAGGAUGCGCAUGCAGAGCUGGACUUGUUAAGCGAAAGGAUGGAAAAUGUGUCACACCUGAGAAAUGUGACAACACUCCAGUUCCACCGAUUCAAAAAUGUGGAAUAAAUGAAGAAUAUUACGAUUGCGUACCUACGUGUAAGAAUACUUGCGAAAAUUAUAACCAGAAAAAUGUUGCAUGUCCUCUUUAUUGUAAACAAGGAUGUGGAUGCAAGAAGGGAUUCGUCAGAAGGAAAGAUGGCAAAUGCGUUAGACCAGAAAAAUGUGACAAAAAACCUGAGAGUUGUUCACAUGAAGGAGAAGAAUUUAAGUCUUGUGGAUUCCCUUGCGAAGCGACAUGCUCGACUGUACAUUUCAAGCAUCUGUUAAAAUGCCCAAAACCCUGCAAACCCGGCUGUUUCUGCAAAGAUGGUCUCGUCAGGGAUUAUCAAAAUAACUGUAUUAAACCAGAAAAUUGCAAUAAACACGUCCCAAACUGUGAUAUAAACCAAGAGUUUUACGAGUGCAUGCCAAUAUGCAAGCGAACUUGCAUGACACAUCACUCAUUAGAAGCUUUCUGCACCACUGAUUGCUUCCCUGGUUGUUUUUGCAAAGAAGGGUUUGUAAUGAACAAAGACGGUGAAUGCGUGGAACCAGAACAAUGCCCGAAGACAAACUGUGGAUUGAGAGAGACAUAUUAUGAAUGUAUGCCAUCCUGUACAAAUGUAUGCAAUCCUCCUGAUGCCUGUGCAGCUGUCUGUCGUCCAGGAUGUUUCUGUCGUAAAGAUUUAGUUCUCAGGGAGGAUGGACAUUGUGUGAAGAGAGAAUUUUGCGGACAAAGUGGACAAUCUACCUGCGAUAUAAAUGAACAAUAUUAUGACUGUAUUCCAGACUGCGGAAAUACAUGCAACUCUUAUGGAAGAACAGAUAUUUUGUGUCCAGAAAUUUGCAAACCUGGAUGUUUUUGUAAGCCUGGCCUAGUUUUAAACGACGAAAAUAAGUGCGUUAAACCUGAGUUCUGCCCAAGACCGGUUAGAGAAUGCAAGAACCCAGAUCAACAAUACUACGAUUGUAUUCCUGAUUGUACCAACACAUGUGACAACUUCGGUAAAACUGUGGCGUGCCCGAAAAUUUGCAAACCUGGUUGCUUUUGCAAGCCUGGUCUUGUCUUGAAUAACGAAAAUGUUUGUGUGAAACCAAAGGAAUGCCCUAACUCUGGUUUUUGUAAAGAUAAAACCAUGCAAUAUUAUGAGUGCACUCCCAGCUGCAAAAAUAACUGUAAAAGCUGGUUUAAUCCUGGAAUUCGUUGUGGUUGUGGUCCACCAGGAUGUUUCUGCAAACAAGGACUUGUAAAAAGAGAAGAUGGACGGUGUGUACGUCCAGAACACUGCAAAAAAACUGGUCAUCAUGGUUCUGAUACCUCAGGUUCUGAAACAUCUUCUUCAUCUCAAACCACUGAAAAUUAUGAUGAAAGCUCUAGUGACAGAACUACAUCUAGAUCAUCUUCUUCUCAAACUACCGGAUACAGUGAUCAGAAUUUUGUUGGUAGCAGAUCAUCGCAGUCCUCGUCUACUCAAAGUGGAAGUCAAAGUUCUCAGACUUCAGGUCAAUCAAUAUUCGAAUCAUCUGGAUAUCAAACAGGGAGCCAAAGUUCCCAAACAUCAGGUCAAUCAAUAACUCAGUUAACUGGAUAUGAAAGAGGAAGUCAAGGCUCUCAGACAUCAAGUCAAUCAAUAUCUGAGUCAUCAGGAUAUGGAAGAGGAAGCCAGAGUUCUCAAACAUUAGGUCAAUCAAUAUCUGAGUUAUCUGGAUACCAAACAGGUAGUCAAAAUUCGCAGACAUCAGGUCAAUCAAUGUCUGAAUCAUCACAAUAUCAACAAGGUAGUCAAAUUUCGCAGACAUUAGGUCAAUCGAUAUCUGAAUCGUCAGGAUCUCAACAAGGCAGUAGUUAUCAGAGUGGACAAUCAAAUACUGGAUCUUCUUCCUCGUCAUUUGUUUCUCAAGAAGGAAUUACCAGCCAACUUUCUCAGACAGUAGCUGACUCCUCUUCUUCUUCAUCAUCGUCGUCAACAGCUGUUGGAUCUAUCAGUCAAAUCUUACAAUCAGCUAGUGAAUCUGCGUCCUCAUCCACUGCUUCUCAAAGUGGAUCUAGCAGUCAAAUAUUGCAAGCUGUGAGUGAAUCUGAAUCAUCAGCCACUGCUUUACAGAGUGAAAGUUCCUCCGACUCAGAAUCAUCAAAUCAAGUAUCAUCCUGGUUUUCAACUAUAAAAGAUGAAUCUAGCAGUCAAACAGCACAAUCAGAGAGUGAAUCUUUGUCUUCGGCGACUGCUUAUCAGAGUGGAUCUAGUAGUCAAAUUGCACAAUCGGAGAGUGAAUCUUUGUCUUCGGCUACAGCUUCUCAGAGUGGAUCUAGCAGUCAAAUAGUGCAAUCAGCGAGUGAAUCUGAAUCCUCAGCCACUGCUUAUCAGAGUGGAUCUAGUAGUCAAACAGCACAAUCAGAGAGUGAAUCUUUGUCUUCGGCUACUGCUUCUCAGAGUGCAACCCGCAGUCAGAGAAGAAAAUCCAGUGCUUCGUCCUUUAGUUCAGCAAGUGAGAAGGAAAUUGAAUUUUCCCAAAGCGAGUCUUCUUCCAGUUCUAAAGGAAGCGAGGACCAAAGUAGUCAGUCGAGUUCUUCAUCAUCAAUCUCAGAAAGUUCCUCCGACUCUGAAUCAUCAAAUCAAGUAUCAUCCUGGUUUUCAACUGUAAAAGAUGAUGCUGAGAGUGGCAAUGAACAGUCUCAAUCUGAAUCCUCAUAUUCAUCUUCUGGAAGUCAAAAGGAAGAGAGCUCCCAGAAUGGCGAAUCUACAAGCAAGUCUUCAACUUGGUCUAAGGGAUAUACAGAUGGGAAUAAAGCUAAAGACGGUGAUGAUAAUGGCGGUUUUUCAUCAUGGUCUUCUGGUUAUAAAGAAGAAAAUGGUGUUCGAACUGCUGAGUGGGAUGAUUCAACUUCAUCUUGGUCUUCAGGAUCUAAAAAUGAUUAAAGCGAGAAUGUAAUUGAUACUAUUAGCAGCUCUUCUUUAGAACGUGAAGAGGAUAAGAAAAAGUAUCAACAACUAACACUUAAAGGACAUUUCUAAUAAAUAUUUUUUUAUUAACUUUAUGAUAUAAAUAUCUACAAUUUUUGUAAAAUAUAUUUUUUUGCAUGGACCAAUAAAGCGACGAACAGCAUAAAUCAUA